Molecule: messenger RNA, 1902 nt
Organism: Zeugodacus cucurbitae (melon fly)
Lineage: Eukaryota; Metazoa; Arthropoda; Insecta; Diptera; Tephritidae
Product: transcription factor Sp3-like
Exons: 1
Coding region: 197-1306 (369 amino acids)
Biological process (GO): regulation of transcription by RNA polymerase II
Molecular function (GO): DNA-binding transcription factor activity, RNA polymerase II-specific; RNA polymerase II cis-regulatory region sequence-specific DNA binding
Source: RefSeq, a predicted model, not a curated record
UUUAUGCCAUUGACGAUAUUGAUUGACCAUCAAGUAGAUAAAAAUGCGCAAACAAAUUGAAACGAGAGCACGAUUUAAAAACAAUAAACGCAGCACGAGAUCACAUCAUUAUAAUUGCAACACUCAAAGUGAGAAGUGCUAAAGCGGAAGUUCACCAAAAACACAAAACAAAUUUGAUAAUAUUCAUCGUCCAAAAAUGGAUUUCUUUGCCGCUGGCGGUUUCCAACAACUAUUCAGCGAUUUAAAUGACACGCAGCUGCAUGAAAACUGGACGGAUAUCGGUGGCGAAGAGGGAAGUGGAACGCCGCUUUACAGUUACAAUUGCUGCGCAGAGCAAACAAAUGAAAGCAGCAUGCGACUCUCCUGCACGAAUGAUCCUUACAUACUUGCUGAGAUGCCGAGUGAGAAAAUGAGAGUGGAAUUGCAUGCGGAUUGGGAUGAAAGCAUGGCGGAAGGGUCGUAUAAUAUGCAGGAUGAGCAAAAUGUGAACACAAAUUACACGGAAUAUGAAGGAAACAACGAGCAACAACUGCAGCUUACGCUGGAUCGGCUGCUGAGCUCGCCACCUGACGUCAUAAUAAACCAUCCCGCCUCCAAUUCACCUGCAGAGCCUACGAACUACCAAACAUUAACUACUCAAAGUUACAGUGAACCGGAAUAUAAAAACGACAGUAGUCCUGUUAGCAUAGAUUCCACAACAGUCCUGGAGUUCGAGACGGCUGCCUUCAUAACACGUGAGAUGGCUGAGUGGGAGGAGAAGUUUCUGGAUAACUAUAUUGAAAUACCAGAGCUCAUCGACUUUCUACCUGAGAAGACACCACUUUGCACUGAUACCUGCGAUCAUUUUCUACACGAAAGUUCGAAAAAUCUAAAACUGCAUCGCAAAGCGCGCACUACAAAACGCAGGAAUGAGUCCGGUUGUCAAGCUGAAGCCUCCGCCGCCGUCGGUUAUCCAUGCACUUUUGGCAAUUGCGAUAAGAUUUAUGCGAAACCUGCACACUUGAAGGCACAUCUGCGGCGUCAUAUGGGUGAAAAGCCCUACACCUGCGAUUGGCCUGCUUGUACGUGGAAGUUUUCACGUUCCGAUGAGUUGGCGCGUCAUCGACGUUCGCAUUCGGGUGUGAAACCUUACAAGUGUAGUUAUUGUAUGAAAUGUUUUGCACGCUCCGAUCAUCUAACGAAGCAUCGCAAGGUGCACGAGCGGCGCCUGUUGGCGGCGAAUAAAGCUGGAAAGACGAUCGAUGGUGUGCUGGGGCAUAGUGUGUUGACAGUGCGACCGGGACGUAAGCGUAAAAAUCAGUUAUAACAUGAGAGGAGGGUUGUGCAAUCGUUAAAGAAAUAUUAGAUUUUAAGUGAAUGUGAUUGUUUGAAUAAGUUGUGUUAAAUAUAAGUUAGAAAAGUUUAAGUUCCUAAAGUUUAAUUAAGAAUAAUUUAUAUACUGAUUUUAUGUGAGCUUCAUAGCACGGUAUGAACCGUAGGGCUUCUUAAAAGUUGCUAGUAACUUAUGUGUGCGUCCGGGUCUCAGUUACAGAUUAAGGCCAAAGGAAGAACCUAUAGUUUAGGAUGGAUGCAAAAUAGAAUCAAUAUAUAUAUAUAUAUAAUUCGACUCUUUUUUUAAUAAACUUAUAUAAUAAACUGUAGAUAACAUACUUGGCAUGAGCUGAUACAACCCUUAUGUUUCUUCCAAGACAAGGUCGUGGUCAUUGAGAUUAUUCAGAUCAAAUGUGAUCUGAUUGGCUUGCACAAUUGGGUUUGGUCAGUGUCUCUGUCGACAUAGCAAUGAUCAAACCCCAGUUUGGGCUCAGAAACGAUAACCCUUAAAUGAAGGCCGAGCUCUUAUUUGAUAUAAUAUUAUUAUGAUUAUAAUAUUUGAGAAAUGAAGAACCUAUUUAGGUGGAGUUU